Molecule: messenger RNA, 1777 nt
Organism: Hypoxylon trugodes
Lineage: Eukaryota; Fungi; Ascomycota; Sordariomycetes; Xylariales; Hypoxylaceae
Exons: 2
Coding region: 255-1697 (480 amino acids)
Source: RefSeq, a predicted model, not a curated record
CGCCUCGCCCUUGCCAAACAUGCACUUCAGCGAGCCGAUAUCCACGUAGUCACUUCCUUCCACAAUCUCCGACCACGCGACGUAAUUACCCCGUGUCUAGCACACUCCUUCCUGUUUCCCCUACAUUACACCUACUAUUUUUGAUCCCAUCCCGAACUUGUUUUCGGCGCUUCUACAAGGGCCCAGGUAAAUCAUUAAAUAUUGGUAUUCCUUUUCUCGUCUACGCCACUCCGAAACCCACCCAAAUCACAACCAUGAAGCGAGGCAAGAUUCUUCGAAAGGUCCUCGCUCUUUUAGAGGGCUUUGACUUCGAAUCAGUCAUCCAGCCAUGGAACGCCGAGGAGGGACAUAUCCUCAUGUUCUUCAUUGAGUCUAACCUUUCCGCGACGAUGGCCAUGUCUGUCAUCAUGGCACCAAUUGAGCGCCUUUUUCUCACCUGUAUCCAGCAUGAGGACCUCUUCCGUCGACUCUGCGGCGCCAAGGACUUCUAUUACACGAUCAUGGCGGAUUGGAAUGUAGAGCAUCGGGAUGCACCAUUCAGCCCUGCCUCUAUUGAAAAAGCUAUUGUGCUAUUUAUUAAUGCUCGUCGUCAAUACAUGGGCAAGAAUCCAUCUUCGCAGGUCGCCAAUGCGGUGACUACUUGCGUUGACCACUUCGCCGCGAUAAUUGACAACGUUGGUACUACUAUGCUCUUCGAUCACGUCUCUGGCCUAAGAGCACCAUCGGGUCAUGAGACAAACGACACAUGGCCACCCGCCCACUUCGGUCCAAUUGACCUCUCAAUUUUGGGCGAGUCGACAAUCCACAAUCAGCUCUUCGGUGUCAAUCACGAGAACAAGCUUAACGCUCCGAGAUAUCUUAGCAACCAAGAUACUCCCACUGAUGCGCGCAUGUACCUCAGCUGGCUCGCCUUGACGGAGUUAAAGCCAUCCAACCCGGCCACCUCGCUAUUUAUGGCCCCCGUUGCAUUCGUUUCGGACAAGCAUCGCCGUGAAUGGUACAAGCCCACAGGACACAAUUCUCGCUAUUACGCCACUGUCGAUGAAUUUUGUGUCUGGGCUCGGAACGAAUUCAAGGUUAAGAAGGACGGGGAGCGUGUAAGACAACACGUAAUGGGCUUACUUACUCCGUGGUUCGUCGACGUCGACGAAGUCACUACGGAGGCCCAGAAUAGAGACGUACUCGCCUUGGUCGUUUGGCAGAACGGGUGCCUUAGAGCUGGGAUGGUAGUAUGCCUAACUAAACUCAAAUAUCUCGGUGUUCACAUCUCUUGUCGAAUUACCCUAUUCAAACCUGGCCCCCCUCACUAUGAACAGCCAGCUGAACCGUCCGAGCGAGCAGCAAAGCAGAAUUCAUGGGAAGAAGCAAUCUUGAAGAGAGUGAAGAGUGACUUCAUGAUAACCGAAGGUUGGACCGGUGGUCAGACCCAAGACUACAACGCAAUGCCGACUAGCCACGAUGCCGUGGAGGCGUCGAGUAAAUUCGUCACGGAAGUCAUGCGAGACCCCGAGACACUACCUACUACACCCAAGAAGUGUUUCGAGAGGGGAUUCGAGUCUAUGGAUAACACCAUCUUUCGGUAUUUAGUUCAUGUUCCUAGACCGGUGGCGAGUGGUGGUGAUGAUGCGAUGGAUAUUGAUACGCCAGCAAUGGGGGGAACACUGAUGCUACCGUACCGGCCAAAGCCUGGUAACUAAACUCUGCGGAUGGAAAACGGCCAUAAUGGCGUAGGGUAGAUAGGAACUGCAAUGAAUUCACAGUCAUAAAAAUGGAAUUC